This is a messenger RNA of Didymella exigua CBS 183.55, 857 nucleotides long. RefSeq lists its product as uncharacterized. Lineage: Eukaryota; Fungi; Ascomycota; Dothideomycetes; Pleosporales; Didymellaceae. The transcript has a single exon. The record is from RefSeq and is a predicted model, not a curated record. The coding region runs from base 337 to 732 and encodes 131 amino acids.
AUGCCCCAGUCGCUGGGGCUAACAGGGUCUGCGUCGUAACGAAGGCCUCGACGCCUUGUGAGGCCCCAUCGCACUUCGUCCCAACGUUCAAUGGACCUCACCGUUGCUGCCUUUCGUAACUUCGUCACAAUUUGGCCCUUCGCCCCUUCUCGAAGGUCUGGGUGGGGCAUGGGCAUUUUCAGAGUGGCUAUGAGUAUAAGUCCGUCGUCCAUCAAAUCUUCUAUAAAUCUUUCUGUGGUCAUCGUCAUUUCCUCCAGGUAAACAGUUCGAACCGUUUCUACAAAUCCUCACUAUUCUAUAACUACCACAACACCACACAUCCAAGACCUCAAUUUUAUGCAGCAAGCAAAAAUGGCCGCUUUCUCGAAGUCAGCUUCGAUCGAAGUCGAUGUUGCACCCACACAUCGACAUUAUCUUGGUCUCCAGCAUUUUCAUCGCGAUGAGAGCCCCAUGUCCGUUUGCUCUAUGCCUGCUGCAUCUGUGCUUGACACGGCGUGGUUCUCUAGAAGGGCUUCGGAUGGCCCCUCCGCAUAUACUGUCGUCGGCAGCUCCAGCUCUCCCGUUGUUGCUGAUCGCCAUAUGGAUCAUCAUCAAAGUGCCGCUCCCAGCGAUGGCAACACCGUCUGGUACUGCAGCAGCUGCAAUAAUGGACCGAUGGGAACUUGGUACACAGCUUGCACUAGCUGCGGUCAUCACUACUGUGCCUACUGCACUGUAGAGGAAGUACCUUAGCGCUCGCAUCUCCCACGUCUGGGACGGUCCAGCUUUGACAGCUGAAUCCCGAAGACCCCACACGUAGUCCUCUGGGCUCCAUCAACAACGAUCUAGUCUUGAGGCUGGCCAAUACUGCUUUUCGU